Leptinotarsa decemlineata (Colorado potato beetle) is the source of this 1383-nucleotide messenger RNA. RefSeq names its product calcium-binding mitochondrial carrier protein aralar1 (gene aralar1). The record is from RefSeq and is a predicted model, not a curated record. Gene Ontology annotation, biological process: malate-aspartate shuttle; L-glutamate transmembrane transport; aspartate transmembrane transport. Gene Ontology annotation, molecular function: calcium ion binding; L-aspartate transmembrane transporter activity; L-glutamate transmembrane transporter activity. Lineage: Eukaryota; Metazoa; Arthropoda; Insecta; Coleoptera; Chrysomelidae.
AGCCCUGAAGAUCGAGGAGUGGUAAUUCAAAUUUUAGAGAGCACAUAUAGAUUUUCAUUGGGAUCAAUAGCCGGAGCUGUUGGAGCAACAGCUGUAUACCCAAUUGAUUUGGUGAAAACCAGAAUGCAAAAUCAAAGAACAGGCUCUUUCAUUGGUGAGCUGAUGUACAGAAAUAGUUUUGAUUGCUUUAAGAAAGUAAUAAGACAUGAAGGUGUCUUCGGACUGUACAGAGGGCUUGUUCCGCAACUGCUGGGUGUUGCUCCUGAAAAGGCUAUCAAAUUGACCAUGAAUGAUCUAGUUAGGGACAAAUUGAUGGAUAAAAACGGAAAUAUUCCCAUUUAUGGAGAGGUUAUAGCUGGUUGUUGUGCUGGAGGUUCUCAAGUAAUUUUCACGAAUCCUCUAGAAAUAGUUAAAAUUCGUUUGCAAGUGGCUGGAGAAAUAGCGGGAGGUGCGAAAGUAAGAGCGUGGAAUGUGGUCAAAGAUUUAGGCUUUUUGGGCCUUUACAAAGGAUCCCGAGCUUGUUUUCUUCGAGACAUACCUUUCAGCGGUAUAUAUUUUCCAGUGUAUGCACAUACGAAAGCUAAAUUUGCCGAUGAGAAUGGAUAUAAUAGUCCGAUUACCUUGCUGGGUGCUGGUAUAGUAGCUGGUAUCCCUGCAGCCGCCCUUUGUACACCUGCCGAUGUAAUCAAAACUAGGUUACAAGUUGUUGCAAGAGCGGGGCAGACAACUUAUAGCGGAUUGCUAGAUGCAGCUAGAAAAAUUUAUAUGGAGGAGGGUUUCAGCGCCUUAUGGAAAGGAACAACAGCUCGUGUAUUGAGAUCCUCCCCUCAAUUUGGUGUAACGUUAGUAACAUAUGAACUGUUACAAAGAUACUUAUACGUCGAUUUUGGUGGAACGCGACCGACAGGAUCUGAAUUGAAGCAAGUGUCAACGAUGGGUGAUGUGAAGCCCCAAAACGCAGAUCACAUAGGUGGUUAUUCGGUAUCACUGCCAAUUUUCUCAGGCAUCGAAACCAAAUUUGGAUUAUGUUUACCAAAGUACAGUGUGCAGCAAAAAUCCUAAGUUUACGAUGUCUUUGUUAGUCUCUAGCUAGGUGUCCGAUCAAUUUUUGGCUAAUGAUUCGUUAAAUUUUCAUAGAUUUAUUAUAUUGUAAAUACGGAUAGGAUAAGAGAUUAUUUUAAAUACUGAAGAGAUGUCUGACAUUAUUUUUGAGUGUGCCCAGGAACUGUGAUAUCCUGUUUUUAUUAUGCAUUUGUGUGAACUCUGUUUACUUUUUAAUUUUCAAUAUCUGAGAUAUUAAAAUUUUUACCUCAAAACGUCAUUCAACGCUUUUCGAAACACGGCAGUGUCAUCUUAUUCUAUUGAAUAAAUUAUACAAAAUAU